Molecule: messenger RNA, 4218 nt
Organism: Sphaerodactylus townsendi
Lineage: Eukaryota; Metazoa; Chordata; Lepidosauria; Squamata; Sphaerodactylidae
Gene: IL22RA1
Product: interleukin 22 receptor subunit alpha 1
Exons: 7
Coding region: 280-2043 (587 amino acids)
Biological process (GO): blood coagulation
Cellular component (GO): membrane
Molecular function (GO): protein binding
Source: RefSeq, a predicted model, not a curated record
UUCAGGAGACCAGAGCGUUGCGCACCUCUUCUGUCGUGUGCCCGUCUUAUGCUCCUGGCACUUAUGUGAAGAAGAGAUUGUAAAAGGGUUUUACGCACUCAGGCACAGACUGGUAUCCACAUGCUGCGGUGGGGAUGAAGAGGCCACGCUAACUCCCCUGUCUGUUCAAAGGGUGUAGCCAAAGAUCGUCAGGGCAGGAAUUUGGGGCCAUCCAAGACCGAUUCAGCUGGAUUGGACGAAAGCUAGAUUCGCUUCACAUCUGAUCUUGCCAGGUUAUUAAUGAGGGAAAUUCUCAUCUUCUGGGUGUUGUGCUCCCUGGUGGGGGAGUUGCUGGCAGAGAGAUGUCCACGCGUUCAACACGUCACUUUUUUGUCCAGAAAUUUUGAAAACAUUCUCACCUGGGAUAAUGGGAAGGAGACAUUCCCUGGCACGAUCUAUCACGUGCAAUAUAAAACGUACGGGGCCACAUGGCAGAACAAAAGUGAGUGCCAAAACAUCACACGGCCUAUCUGCAAUCUCACACAGGAGACUGAAAACUACACUGAACGCUAUCAUGCCAGAGUGAGAGCCAUUGUCCCUGGCUUCUGUGUCUCACAGUGGAUAACAUCCCUAAGGUUCUGUCCCAAGGAAAACACUGUUGUAGGUGGUCCUGAAGUGAAAUACAUCCCCGACAUUCGAUCCAUAAAGUUCAUUGUACAGCCUCCCUACACACCUCUGAGAGAUGAUAAUCACACCUUGACUGUGGAAGACAUUUUCAGCCGAUUUGAUGUUGUCCGAUACCAGAUAACAAUAUUUUGUCAAAAGACACUGCAGCAGUGGAAGAAGACUGAGAACAACAAAGAAUUUGAAGUCUCUGAACUGGACCCUGACACUGAAUAUAAUGGUACAAUACAUAUGAAAUAUUUAGAAAAAAACAGCGAGCCCCAUACAUUUCGGGUGAGGACUUUACCAGACAACCGUUGGCUGAUAUACUUGUUUGGGGUAGUUGCAUUUAUGGUUUUAAUCUUUGGUAUGAUAUAUUACCUGACAUAUAAGUACAUUAAGCGAUAUACUACACAGCAACCCACGGCUCUGGAUUUCAAGGCUGUGCCACACUUCCAGCCUCUCAUGUUUACUGUGGAGCAUAUCUUGAUCCCCCAUGAUUUAUCCAAGCCUUUUCAAAUGGAUCCAGAGAUGAAGCCAGAACAGAUUAACCAGUGUCUCCAAGAAGUACUAGAGCACCAAAUGGUAUUUGAUUUGCCAGAAAGAGUUUAUCAGGAACAGACCAAAAUGGCUCCAAUCCAGCACAUUGCUGCUCCCAUAGGCCAAGUAGAUGAUGCAUCUACCAUUGGUUAUGCUCCACAAGUGAUCCAGAAUAACCCACCUCACACACUAGACCACAAGCGCUCGACUUUAACAUACGGUGUAUGCGUGGAAGGCACCAGCCAUGCCAACAAUACAAACUCUUCACCAAACCAAAAGACAAAAAUUGAUUCUGUCAGUGAAGGCUUUAUCAGCAAUGUACAGAAACAAAACCCAAGUGAAAUGGGAUUGUGGGGAAACCUGGCUCAAAAGGAGCUGGAGCUGGAACAAGCUGAGGAAACCCAACAGCAACUGCUUCAGGAAGAUGCCCAGGGCAGGACACAGCAACUUCCUUCCCUUCUGCAAGAGAGAGUGCCCACCAUUUUGGGAGAAAGGACAGAAAGUUACAAGCAGCAGCCUUUGGAAUUCUUGCCACCUGCUCUGAAAAUCAGCCAAAUUGCUCCCUCAGAAGGUGACUCUCCUUUGUCACCCAUUCCUAAUUCCUUGUUUUCAGUUUGUGCCAGUGACAGCUUCUCACAAGAUCCCGGCCUCCUGGGGCAGUGGGCCCCUUCAAGCUGUCCAAUGACAGACUGUCUCAGUCAAGCCAGCAAGGGCUUGAAAAGUGAGCCUGAACCCCUGACCGACACCUCAGAAUCCUUGGACUCUCUUCAGGAUAACAUGCUUCUCCCAGGCCUGUUCAGAGACUUGGAGUUGAAAUUACAGUGGGACCAUGGACUGGAUGAAAAUGAAGCCAUUUAUUAGUAAUUUACUCAGCAAUUUUGGUUGGAAGGGGAAUUUAACAUGAUAGCUGAAGGGAACCAGCAACACAAAGACACAUCCCUGUCCUAAAGAGUUUUGAAGGGCAAUGUCGUUUUCUAUGAUGCUGUCAGUUGUCUUGGUUUAUGAACCACACUUUCAUAUAUUACGAAAAGGGGAGUGGGGAACACACUAGAUACAUUAAAGUGGUUUGCAGCUACUAGUCUAGGAGCUGCUUUAGAAGAUUCUUAUGCUAAUGGGAGAGCCACAGGGUCAUGUGAGGGGAACUGGGACAGGACGAAAGCUGUAAAACCAGGAUAGGGUAACGUGGCUUCUCCAGGCCAGCCUACCCAUCUUGUGGUGUGGUGUAGUGAUCAGAAUGUCAGAAAGAGCCAGAUCUAGGUGAGCAACACACCAAUGUGGGGUAGCAGCAGCAGAUAUUGUGAAGGAAAAUAUGUAUAAGUAGGGGAGGGGCAUAAGUUUAUAUUUUGCCCCCUAAAAAACAUAGAUCCGAUCCUGGUUUUGGAAAUGGAUCUGGGAAAACCAAGUCUGAAUCACUACUCUGCCAUGAAUGCUCACUGCGUGACCUUGAGCCAGUCACAGACUUUCAGCCUAACCUACCUCCAAUGGUUGUUGUGAAAGUACAAUUUGGGGUGGGGGGGAGAGAGAGGGUUACAAUGUAAGCCACUUUGAAUCUUCAGCCAGGGAGAAAGGCAGGAAAUACAAACGCAGCAGGAUAAAAAGAAGAUAUGAGUAGGGCUGCCAGCUUUUAAACGAGUCCUCUAGCUGUCCCUUUAAUAUCCCUUUGAUCUGCAGUGAAUACCUUCUGUGAAAAUCUUCAUCUGCAUAUUUCCAUGUACUGAGUCUCGAUUGAUGGGACAGGACAUUUUUCUUAAGGCCAGCUGGCAACCAUAGCUGGGGUAGGGUCAGCUUCUUCAGGUGGUCUCAGGGUGCUUCCACGCCUCUGCCAUGGAAAUAGCAAGCAGCAUGGGAAAAGGCAGGAAUAGCAUCUGCACUCAAUGUUGCUCUGCCCCUGUGGCCACCCACUCUCUCCCUUUCCACCUAAAAGCAGAGAUGUGCCCACUAUUGCACUGGUACCCCCUACAGCACUGAAAUCCCAUCUUUCCCCUCAGUUAUCUCUUUUCCUAUGAACUCAUGCUCUGUAUCGCUCAACAGGGAAUGUAGAGAAAAGACUUUUAAAUGUCUAAACAGUAUGUGAUGUACAACAGGAAGCUGCUGCUUGCCAUUUUGAAAGCAGAACGUACCUCCACCUGCCCUCCCUAUGACGCUGAUAGGCCAACAGACAGACCCCUGCAGUCAGUGUAAAUAUUCCCCUUUAAUUCUGGCAGGAAAAGGUUGAUUUUUUCCAUAUUAAAGAGGAAAGCCCAGGGGAGGUCAGGAGUUGUGCUCAGAAUGAGCAUGACAUCAUGUGAACAUUCCCCUUUAAUCCAGGGGCUUUAUGCUUUCCAUGUUGUGGAAGCACCCAUAUAUAACAGCUCCAGGCUCUCAUUGAUACUGAACUCGUUGAUCAGAGACCUAUUUCCUAAUGAAAAACCUCCAUUGAGAAAUAUUUGUGUUUUUUCCCACAGACCUUUACUAAUUGAUCUCUUUACAGCAAUCUGUAAGCUAUUUGUCAGCACCCCUGGGGUGGGGCACAGUGAGCAUCAGAGUACACAAUGCUGGGACGUCAUUUCUAGUAACGUACCCAAAAGAGACAACACAGUGUUACAGCAAGAGUUAGGGAAAUUCCUGGCGUUUCACUGUGAUGUUGCGACCACUUCCAGGUGUGCAGCCGGAAGUGGCAUUGCACAAUGCAGCUUAGGCCUCUCAUUUUACUGCAGCUGAUCCACCAAGCAGCAAGGGAAGGCCAGAGCCCAGGGGCAGGCGUCCCGUCAAAGCAGAUGACAUGGAGUUCCUAUGUGUAACUCAGAAUAUCUCUUUAGGAUUGCCUCAUGCUCAAAUUGUAUUUUAAAGUCUCUACAGCCAUAGAAGCUCGCUGAAUGCUUUGGGGUCCACUCACUCGCACAGCAAAGCCUACCUCACAGAGUUGUUUUGAGGAAUGUGUGGAGAAGGGGAGACUAAUGUGAGCCACUUUGGGACCCCAUUGAGGAGAAACUGGAAGAUUAAUAUCUUUAAGUUUGCAAUGAUCUUUAAGAAAUAAAAGUGAUUUUUAUUUAUUCA